AUGAAAAAGCACCUCAGUCUCGUAACGAAGGAUGACACCAUCAACCCAUGGAGGAUCAUCAUUCGAUAUCCGUUUCACAAGCUAAAAUCAUGUUCUCUGGACUCGUUUUUUGAUGGGCCCUAUGGCUAUGCAGUGAAUCUCAAUUACCCAUUAAAGACUCUGCGCCUAGAUGCUAGGAUUGGGGGCUCAUGUGAUGGGUUGAUAUGUGUUUACUUUGUUGAAAAUUAUGAUGACAUCAUUUAUAUACGGAAUCCAGCAAUUGGAAAACACAAAAUUUUGCCAUCUUUUGGAAAAGGAUUUAUUCUUUCCAUUUCUUAUGGCGUUGGAUAUGACUCGCCCAAUGAUGAUUGCAAGGUGGUUAGGAUCAAUAAUUUUAAUGAUUCACUUGAAGUUAAGAUUUAUUCCUUAAGGACUGAUUCAUGGAGGAAGAUUCAAGAUUUUCCUAGCAAUAUAAUUGGUUUUCAUUCUAUGGAUUCAGGUAAGCUUGUGAAUGGAUCACUCAAUUGGGUUGGAAUCAACACUAGUGAUCACUCUUGGGUUGUCACAGCUCUUGAUUUAGUAGAGGAGACAUACAGAGAAAUUCCACAACCUAAUUACGGGAAGGAGUUUUCUAGGUUAUUAGUUUGGGCUUUGAAAGUAAAUCUCUGUGUUGUUUGUGAGGAUACUUUUACUUUUUGUAAUGUGUGGGUAGUGAAUGAAUAUGGUAAGAAAGAGUCAUGGACUAAAUUGGUCAGUAUGACAUAUGUGCCGCAACAAAGGCCUGUUCUGUGGUCAGAGCCUUUGUGGUAUUUCAAGGAUGGUGAAAUUUUGGUGAAUUGUGGUGGGACAUUGGUCCUUUAUGAUCUCAUAAGACAUACAGUCAAGUAUCGUUCCAUUUAUAGUGUUCCUGAUUUUCACGAAGUGGAAACCUGCCAAGAGAGCUUAGUAUCACCUGAUGAUUUUAUGAAGGUGCCAAUUGGCCUUAAUAAUUAA
Camellia sinensis is the source of this 972-nucleotide messenger RNA. The record is from RefSeq and is a predicted model, not a curated record. Lineage: Eukaryota; Viridiplantae; Streptophyta; Magnoliopsida; Ericales; Theaceae.